UACAGCUCACUCCUGAACAGCAGGUGGCAGUAUGCACGUGAGAAGCGGCUCGAGUUCCGCCAAUCACCAAAGAGGAAGAAGCAGAAGAAGAGGCGCGCUCACGGUCUGAAUUUGAAUCACGGGACAUAACAGUACGCUACCAGUGUCACCACUAUGGCUCAAGGUCAUAAAUUUCAGGACUUGGAGGAGACGGGGGAGGUGCUGGUGGCCUUCAUCAACAGCAGCCAACCUGAGAAAAUGAGACGAGUGAAAGAAGAACAUCAGGCUCUUUUUGACCAACACGUAGAAACAAAAAAGAUUGUGACACAGAUUUUAAAAGAUGUGGCUCAGGUUGAAGAGAGUGCAGGCCAGAGGCUGCUGGACAUGGAGGAGGAGAAGAAUCGAAGGGAGAAGGAGCUGGAGAGCAUGGGGGACCAGCUGAGGCAGUGCACAGCCAAGAGCCAGAUGACAGACUCAGAAUUACAAUUUCUGCGGAGAGAGUUGGAGAGUUUGAGUAACGCCGAACACGAGCUUGAGAGUCUUCAGACUGAGGUGGAUGAAGACACGACCGAGGUCAUCCCUUCAGCAGUAUAUGUGGCUCAGGUGUACUACAUAAUAACCAAGAUCAAGUGGGAAUAUGACACACAACCCAGCACCUUAAAAGGAGUGCACUACGGUGCAGACCUGGCGACUCCCAUCAACAUCGACACCUCUACGCAAUCUCAGAGUGACGUAAGCGACCAGCUGUGGGGCUUUGUCAGCACUGAGUGGUAGUUGAAGGAUGAUGACGUCAGAAAUUAUGUGUGUGCGUUAUUUUUGUUUGUCUGUACAUUUGUUUGUUUUCUUCUGUUCUAUCCAACAUUUAUACCGUUUUAUGAAAAUUAAAUAUCUCAGACCUUUU
Cottoperca gobio is the source of this 880-nucleotide messenger RNA. It is a transcript of the gene spc24, whose product is annotated as SPC24 component of NDC80 kinetochore complex. Gene Ontology annotation, cellular component: Ndc80 complex. NCBI's taxonomy places the organism in Eukaryota, Metazoa, Chordata, Actinopteri, Perciformes, Bovichtidae. The transcript has 6 exons. Gene Ontology annotation, molecular function: microtubule binding. The record is from RefSeq and is a predicted model, not a curated record. Bases 154 to 753 code for a protein of 199 amino acids. Gene Ontology annotation, biological process: chromosome segregation.